Molecule: messenger RNA, 3027 nt
Organism: Vanrija pseudolonga
Lineage: Eukaryota; Fungi; Basidiomycota; Tremellomycetes; Trichosporonales; Trichosporonaceae
Product: Nitrogen assimilation transcription factor nit-4
Exons: 10
Coding region: 40-2364 (774 amino acids)
Biological process (GO): regulation of DNA-templated transcription; DNA-templated transcription
Molecular function (GO): zinc ion binding; DNA-binding transcription factor activity, RNA polymerase II-specific; DNA binding
Source: RefSeq, a predicted model, not a curated record
CAACCCACCACUGCAACUCUUGCCCAUCUCGCACGCACAAUGCCGGCCGUCACGAGUCUGACAGCGCCGCCAAAGAAGCGCAACUUUGCCUGCGAGAGCUGCAGGUCGAAAAAGCGACGAUGCGAUGGCGGACAACCGCGAUGCAGGCUAUGCACGACGCUCAAGACUGAGUGCAUCUACAAAGGCAUCCCGUCGUCCAAAUACCUCCACGACCUAGAGGACCACGCGACCAAGCUGCGCGACACGCUCUCGCGCCUCAAACAUGCGUCCAAGGAGGAGCGCGACCAAAUCCUUGAUCUGAUUGACGACUCGAACAUCCCCGCCACGGGGCCCAACCCGGACGGCUUUGGCUCGGAGCGCAUGGCGAAUAUCGCGACCAGGCCGAUGAAGCUCGACUCGUUGGUGGACAGUUUCAAGGAGCAGGUCAAGAUAUCGACGGAUACGGACAAUCGGGCCGCGCUCCACGGCCCCUCGUCGCUGUACUACCUCUCGAGCGCGAACACUGCCCAGUCGCCGCCGCCAGCGCAGGCCGACCUCGUGACGGACGCACUAGACAUCGAGCACCAUCUCAUGAUGGACUGGAUCGAUCGCGUCGCCCUCGCCGCCUCGUUCCCCGUCAUGAACGAGGAGGUGUGGAGGUACGUCCUCAAAAUGCAUUUCACCUGGGUCCAGCCCAUGUUCGGUUUUGUUCACCACAAGACGUUCAUGCGCGACAUGCACCGCCCGCGCACCCCGCAGUCCAUGUUCUCGCCGUUCCUCCUCUACUGCCUCUGCACGCAUGUGAUCCGCGCGUGCGACGUCAACCUCCUCAGCGAGGGCAUGAACCCGUCGGACCCUUUCUUGCCCCAGGCCAAGCUGCUCGUCCUGCGCGAGGUCGAGCGUGGUAGCUCGCUGUCUGCGAUCGCGGGCCUGCUCACCCUGAGUGCAAAGAUCAUGUCCCUGGGGCAUGUCUCCCCGGCAUGGGUCUAUCUCGGCAUGGCCAUCCGCAUGAUUGACGACCUCGGCAUCCACCUCGACGGCAAGACGCCGGCCUCAGAAUCCCAGUUCUCGACGGAAGAGCUCGAAUCCCGGCGGCACAUGUUCUGGUCGGCGUACCUCUGGGACAAGACCAUGUCAACGUACCUCGGCCGCAUGCCGAUGCUGCAGCAGACGCGCGACUCGCCAAAACCCAUCGACCCGGACGUCGAGCUCGACGCGGCGCCGUGGACGCCAGUGGGCAACCGCCUCGACCAGUUCCCGGCGUUCAAGUCGACCCCGAGUCUCGAGCUGUCGACGUUCUGCAACUCGUCGCGGCUGGCGAUCAUCAUGAACGAUAUUUUGCUCUACGACAAUGGCUUCAGCUGCCCAUUGAGUGCCGAGGGACGAGGUGGUGAGGCUGGUGCCCCGCUCCUCGACUCGAUCCACCGCGCAUUGAAAGAAUGGCGCAAGAAGCUGCCCCCAGAACUCCAGUUCAGCCCCAAGGACGAGCCGGAUCGUGUUCCCCCAGCUCACAUCAUCAACUUGAACUGCCUCUAUCACAUGCUGUCGAUCCUGCUGGACCGCCGACAGGCCGUCGGCGUCGUCCAAGACUCGAGCGUGAAAUCCGCCCUCGAAAUCUCUAUCCUCGCCCAGCUGAGCCACUCGCACUUCCUUGACCGCGAGGCGGUACUCUCCCACUGCUACUGCAUCUACACCGCUGCGCUAGUGUUCCUCAGCAAGCUCCGAUUGCGCACCAACGAAGGCUGGCUCUCGGACGAGGAGGCCGUCCUCGUGACGUCGCUGCAGUGGUGCCUGAACCGGUUGUCAAACGCGUCGACGACCAUUGCCGCACUCCGCGGCCCAGUGACGGUGCUGCACGAAAAGGUGUCUACCCUCCCCGGCCCGAUCGCCUCGAUCAUCAUCAGCGCCAUCGGCCCACCUCCAGUCAACCCCGAGGUCCCGUCGUCCGACUUCCAGCCGGCAACGACGACCAACGGGACAGCAGCGCACACCUCGCCCGACUCGAUCAACUCGGCCAACUCGCUGCAGUCUCUCGUGUCGACGGCGCCGAACCGCAAGAGCACAGCACCACCGCUCCAGCCGACAACGUUUGAGAACAACAACCUGACGCUCGAGUCUGCGCUCGCCGCGAUCCUGCGCAACGACACGAGCUCGCUGGCGACGGCCGCGCUAACGACGACCGACACGUCGCCCCAGAGCAACCAGAGCAACCCCGUCGUUGCGCCCACGCUGGUGGACAAUGCUGCCGUCGGCCCAGGGAGCGACUUUUGGGGCUGGCUCGGCGGUGGCGAGUUUAGCUCGACGUCGGGCCAGUCGGGGCCGCAGAUCCAGCCGACGGCGGCCGACGUCGACAUGUCGUGGUUGUAUUCCGUCCCGGAUAGCUAGCGGGUGGAGCGGGGUGGGAGAGGGUGUUGUACGCUGUAUCAUCAAUGUAUCGUAGUGGGCUAGUGGGGUGAGAGCAGAGAGGCCGCAGGCCUCGUCACGAACAUCUUGGCCAGCUGCCACGCUGGGGUCGUGUCGCCUCGUCACCUCCAAGUCUCUCGUCCUCCUUCCGAGCCACCGCCAAGUCGCCUCGCCACCUUGGCAUCAGCACGUCCCACAACGACCGACCGGCAUCACACCCGGCCACACAGCCGACACAAACCUGGCGCGACGACGACAAGGACGGCCGGAGCUGUGCAGCGCGCGGGGUCACGUUGACAGCGCUGCCCGCGAGCGAGAGCGAACAAGCGAGCGGCGACCGAGCGGCGACGUCGUCUUGGCGUCUGUCUGCAUCGACGAAGCGAGCGAGCGCCGAAGAUAGGCACGCUGCCCGCCCCGUCCUCCUUGGCCGAUAACAAUCGCCGGACCCGGGGCCUCGUCGUCGCCGGUGCGGGUUGCCCGCGAUCGUCACCCCUCCCGCCAAGCUGACGAGCCCCGCACGAUCGCCAGGCCGAGGGGCCGAGGGAGACCGAAGGAUCAGCUGUCCGGGGUCACCCGGGCGUGGCCGAAAGGAUGCUUCGUCAGCUCGUGUCGGCGAGCCGGCGAGCGGAUCAGUGGUGUGUGUGG